Exophiala bonariae is the source of this 1248-nucleotide messenger RNA. RefSeq lists its product as uncharacterized. The record is from RefSeq and is a predicted model, not a curated record. The transcript is spliced from 4 exons. Gene Ontology annotation, cellular component: cytosol. Gene Ontology annotation, molecular function: formate dehydrogenase (NAD+) activity; oxidoreductase activity, acting on the CH-OH group of donors, NAD or NADP as acceptor; NAD binding. The coding region runs from base 1 to 1248 and encodes 415 amino acids. Lineage: Eukaryota; Fungi; Ascomycota; Eurotiomycetes; Chaetothyriales; Herpotrichiellaceae.
AUGGUAUUUGCCCGUGUUGCUUCGCGCUCUCUGCGCCCUUCCACCUUGUCCUCGUUUGCUUCUGUUUCCCCACAGUGUGCUCGUCGCGCCGCACAGCCAGCCAUUCAUUCAACAAUUGCAAAACGUACACUGACAGCUUCUGCUUCUCGUCAGGGCAAAGUUCUUCUCGUUCUAUACGAUGGCUUUGAGCAUGCCAAAGAUCAACCUCGCCUUCUCGGUACCACAGAGAACGAACUAGGCAUUCGAAAAUGGCUCGAAGACCAAGGACACACUCUCGUUACCACUUCAGACAAGGAGGGCGAGAACUCCGAGUUUGACAAGCACUUGGUCGACGCUGAGGUCAUCAUUACCACUCCUUUCCACCCUGGUUACCUGACCGCAGAGCGUCUCGCCAAGGCCAAGAACCUCAAGAUCGCCGUCACUGCUGGUAUUGGUUCCGAUCACGUCGAUCUCAAUGCUGCCAACAAGACCAACGGUGGUAUCACCGUCGCCGAAGUCACUGGCUCCAACGUCGUCUCGGUUGCCGAGCACGUCAUCAUGACCAUUCUUACUCUUGUCCGCAACUUCGUUCCUGCCCAUGAGCAGAUCGAGCGAGGUGAGUGGAACGUCGCCGCUGUGGCCAAGAACGAGUUCGAUCUUGAGAACAAGGUCGUCGGUACCGUUGCUGUCGGUCGUAUUGGAGAGCGUGUUCUCCGACGUCUCAAGCCCUUCGACUGCAAGGAACUCCUGUACUUCGAUUACCAGCCCCUUAAGCCCGAGGUGGAGAAGGAGAUUGGCUGCCGAAGAGUCGAGGACUUUGAUGAGUUCUUGGGACAGUGUGAUGUUGUCACCAUUAACUGCCCACUCCACGAGAAGACCCGAGGUCUCUUCAACAAGGAAGUCCUCAGCAAGAUGAAGAAGGGUGCUUGGCUCGUCAACACCGCCCGUGGCGCCAUCGUCGUCAAGGAGGAUGUUGCUGAAGCUCUCAAGAGCGGUCAACUCAACGGCUACGGCGGUGACGUCUGGUUCCCUCAACCCGCACCCAAGGACCACCCACUCCGAACUGCCAAGAACCCAUGGGGAGGCGGCAAUGCCAUGGUCCCCCACAUGUCCGGUACCUCGAUCGAUGCUCAAGAACGAUACGCCGCAGGCACAAAGGCCAUCUUGGAGAGCUACUUCUCCGGCCGGGAAGAUUACAGACCUGAGGAUCUGAUCGUCCACAAGGGUGACUAUGCCACCAAGGCCUACGGUCAAAGAAACAAGCAGUAG